GUCCGGGGUGCUGGAGACCCACCUCACCACACACUGUCUCCAAGGACAACAUUAAGACCCCAGGACUGGAAACGACCUGAGGAAAUCGCAAACUCGACACGGACACACCAUCCGGACACGAAGCUGAAAAAGGGGGACGUCUCCUCUCCAUCGCCUUUUGCGCACGACCACCCAUUAAAAACCCCUCUGGACCAGCGCCGCCAGCAAGCGAUGCACCUUGAUGCCAAGACAACGAUCACUCCGAUCGGUUUUUGUUUGUUUUUGUAGCGCAUCAUUCUUAAGCAGUCAUUCCAGAGUCGAUAAUAACAGUACGGACACUGUGUUCACACACAUGCAUUUAACUGGUUUCUUCUUCAUGAGAAUAUCCUCAUGGCCUGAAACUGACAUAAACUAUUAAAUCCGUCGCAUUCACUCUGGAUUGACGCCUUUUUUUUUUUUUAUCCUCGCAUGUCUUGAGUUUUCUGCUUUCUCGAGCACUGUCAUGCGUGUCCAGACAACGGUCUGAUGCUUUCAGACAGCAGUAGGUUAUUCAGCCACUGGUGACAGUGUCUUAAAGGUCCCUUUAAAUAAUCUGCCGGGCCUCCCUUAAAAACUGACUCCCUAUUUUGCGAUCCAAAGGAAUUGGAGCAAACAUCCCCCUUGGAAAGUUUAAGGUGGAGACCAGCACUGGGCCAUAACACAUCCAGGAGGUUUUACAGAAGGUUGCAGUCUCCGGACCGCAUGCUGUCAUGCUGUCCUUAGACAAGCCACUGGACCUGAAGGUGCCGAGGAGGCGGGUCAGUGGGCGGGACAGAGGCGCCAGGUCUCCGCCCACUCUCACUCCCUCUCCCAUUCACGGCAAGGGGGCGGGGCAGCUGCGGAUGGCAGACGACGGGACCGCCGUCAUCGUUCCAGCGUCUCCUGCUUCUCCACACACAGCAGGUGUCCUGCAGGACAAGUCGGAGACCCCCACCCCACCCGCCGUGGACCUCAGCAUGUUCCCGUCCUCCCGAAACACAGCCUGCUCUCCGGAUCUCUCCAAUGGAAACGGCUCAGCUCCCAUUUUCCCUGGGGACUCAGCUCAUAUCCGUUACAUGGAAGGAGGAGCCACAUCUCAAGCGUUCCAGUUCUUCGUGCCCAUUGGAGGAGGUGGAGGGCUUCACCUCCCUUCAUCGAUGUUCAUUCGGCAGCCCAAGGACACAAGAGCUUCUCCAGACCUCUCUGCAGAUGAACAGCUGGCCUGUCGCUGGAGGAAGUGCCACCUACUUUUUGACUCCUUGCAAGACCUGGUGGAUCACGUCAAUGACUUCCAUGUAAAGCCUGAGAAGAAUUCUGGGUACUGUUGCCACUGGGAGGGAUGUGCACGCAAAGGAAGGGGAUUCAACGCCAGGUACAAGAUGCUGAUACAUAUCCGUACUCACACCAAUGAGAAACCUCACCGCUGUCCCACCUGCAACAAGAGCUUCUCCCGACUGGAGAACCUCAAGAUUCACAACCGCUCACACACAGGAGAGAAGCCCUACAUCUGUCCAUACGAGGGCUGCAACAAGCGCUACUCCAAUUCCAGUGACCGGUUCAAACACACGCGCACACACUAUGUGGACAAGCCCUACUACUGCAAGAUGGUGGGCUGCUUGAAACGCUACACAGACCCCAGCUCCCUAAGGAAGCAUAUCAAGGCUCAUGGGCACUUUGUAGCCCAGGAGCAGGGAGGUCCGGGUGGGGUGGGCUCAAUGAUGAAGCCGGGGCAGAUCGCAGGGGCAGGGAAAGAAUCUGAGCUGACUUACGUCAGUGGGGCCCACAUCAUCAUUCCUGGUGCUGCCGCUGCUUUCCUGGGCAGUCACGGUCUGCAAGGUCUCGGAGGCUCCCUCCCCUUGUCCCCCCUCAGUCCCUGCCCCUUGGACUUGAGCACACUGGGCUGCCCAAGCUCCCCUCCAGCUGGGCUUGGGGGGACAUCCAUCCUGUCCUUCAGCGGUUCCCCGCUUGGUCUGACCAAGUCACACUUUCUGUCUCCUACCUUCUCAUCUUCCACGUUGGGGUUGCCCAUGGUGCCCAUUUUGGGCUCGGAGCGCAGGGACCAUGGCAAGGGCAAGGCCAGAGGCGAGGAGGGUGAGGACGAGAUCCAUGGCGGUGUGCUCAACCUGUCUACGGGGGCGUCCCACGACCCCCUGUCUUGGGUUGUCAUCCCUUCUGGCCCAGUGGUGCUGAAGCCAGCUGUGGUCAACUGAGCACCACAUUCCAGAGGAAUGGCAGGGGAAGGGUGGGGGUGGAACAGGGGUCAGAGGUCAGAGGCAAGCAUGUGGGGGGUUUUCACAAAGCAAAUGCAGUUAUGCUUGGAGGUGACACAAUCUUCUUCAACUUUUAGCGCUACUUGAGUUCUAAUUUGUACCUUAUGGUCGGACACAGCUACCUGUUUCUUGUGAUAACAGAGAUGGUAUCUUGAAGAAAAUUUAGCGUAACGAUUCAGAAAGUGGCCAAACAUUCACCUCCGUUCCUUUCUCUUUCUCUCUGGCUUAUCUUUUUACCAGGGUUGUCCAAUCCUGCUCCUGGAGGGCCACCUUCCUGGAGAGUUUAACUUCAGUCUACACCAACACACCUGCUUGGAAGUUUUGAGUAAUCCUGAAGAGCUUGAUUAGCUGUGUUUAAUUAGGGUU
Molecule: messenger RNA, 2633 nt
Organism: Sinocyclocheilus anshuiensis
Lineage: Eukaryota; Metazoa; Chordata; Actinopteri; Cypriniformes; Cyprinidae
Product: zinc finger protein GLIS2-like
Exons: 7
Coding region: 729-2207 (492 amino acids)
Biological process (GO): regulation of transcription by RNA polymerase II
Cellular component (GO): nucleus
Molecular function (GO): RNA polymerase II cis-regulatory region sequence-specific DNA binding; DNA-binding transcription factor activity, RNA polymerase II-specific
Source: RefSeq, a predicted model, not a curated record